CCCAUCUUCUUUGCCGCAUCCGCAUCCGUAACAGUGCCAAGUCAUGGCGCAAUUGCGAGUGACACUCCAACCAACUGUUCCUCCAGACAUCCAAUGAGAAAAUGCAAAGAUCUAUAAAUUUCUUUUGAUGUCUUCCAAACAAAGCACAACAUACUCUCUUUCAAAUUUAUUUUAGAAACCAAGCAACCAUGAUGAAAUCUUUCGCCAUCGCCCUUGUUUUGCUGUCGCUCCAAGCCACACACGGAUUUGUGUCGUCACCCAGAGUCUCUCGACCUUUGACAAAGGUUGCCGCCGAAGAAGGCAGUGGUGACUCUUUUGCCGAUGCCGCUCUGCAAGUUUCGGCAGUUGCCGGAGAUCUUCAAGGCCAAAUUGUGGUUGUCAAGUAUGGUGGCAAUGCCAUGACGUCUCCCGAACUCAAGGCUGGAUUUUGCCAAGAUGUUGCGGCCUUGCAGAAAAUUGGAAUUAAAGUUGUGGUGGUUCAUGGUGGAGGACCUCAAAUUAGCAAAAUGUUGGAGACGGUCGGCGUGGAAACGCGCUUUGAAGGAGGAUUCCGUGUUUCGUCCACGGAAGUGGUGGAUGUGGCAGAAAUGGUCCUUUGCGGAUCGGUCAAUAAGGAAAUUUCUUCCACCAUUUGCAGUGCUGGAGGACGUGCCAUUGGUAUUAGUGGUCGGGAUGACAGUCUAUUGAAAUGUACCAAGCAAAUCAAUGAGGAUGGCUUUGAUUUGGGCUUUGUGGGCCAAGUGGAGACUGUCAAUACCAAAUUGUUGGAACAAUUGUUGGAUGCUGGCAUUUGUCCUGUCGUCAGUCCUAUUGGAACUGGCAUUGGAGAAGAAAAGGAUAUUGCCUACAAUGUCAAUGCGGAUGUGGCUGCUGGACGCAUUGCUGGAGAAUUGGGUGCUUCCCGUGUCUUGUUUUUGACAGACAUUGCUGGAGUGCUGAACAAGGAUAUGGAACUCUUCCCCACUUUGAGUGUUGACGACAUUAAGGGCCUGAUUGCUGAUGAGACGAUUACGGGAGGAAUGAUCCCCAAGGUCUCCUAUGCCACCAGCGCAGUCCAACUUGGAGUCGGCGGUGCCUUUAUUACUGAUGGACGCGUUCCACAUGCCUUGAUCAAGCAAGUGCUCGGAGGCGAUAUGAUUGGUUCUGGUGGAACGUUUGUCACCCUGUAGAAAUCAUGGGCAUACAGCAAUUCUCUGAAUGGUUUCUUUAUCAACCAAGGAAAAAUAAUUUAUUAUUGUAAUGUAGCAAAUGAACACCAAGCGAAACUGUAGCUACGCUCGGAUGGACUCCCAAAGUCCAAACUUUCCUGUUGCUGGCAAUCGUACUAGGAUGAGCACAGUGGUUUUGCAUUGAAUGGUACAAUUGGAAUCCACGACCAUGGAGGAAAUGGAGAAGGUGCCUGAACUAGCUCAGGGUUAGCGACUAGCUAGCUAGAGGGUGACUACGGAAUCGGAGAUUCAACUAUCCUUGGAAAGACGUCUACUAGCUGUAGUUAGGUGUGCUCAAUGCCUUUUUUCGUUAGCUUUCGUUCUUCUUUGGCGGUGUCUUCAACUCCUUAGCGUUUCCAUGCACGCCCGCCAGACCGGUUUGAGGAAACAAAAAUCAAUGGUUCGGCUCAAAGGGAGAGGCUAAGCCUUUAGAAAGCGGAAAGCGGAAAAUACAAGAAUGAAAGAUUAAUUAAAUAUGGAAGCUGCUUUAAGUGUGGCAGGAAGCGACUAUGUGUGGCAGGAACAAAUUUACAAAUUUAGAUAGACUUGUACGCUUUGAAGCAACUGGAAACACACAUCCACGAGUCCAUGAGUUAGCAAACCAACACGCCACUGGCAAAGGCGGCUGUGGGAGUACAAAAACAACUUUGAAAGUCACUCCAAAAAAGUUGUGGUUUGUUGAAUGGAGCAGCCAUGUGUUCAACGAGCCCUGAGAGAUUCUGUGAUUUGAUGCCCGUCCAAAUUGGUGCGGUCCGUUUCAGGUCUACUCGAAGUAUUCGACCCUCACGAUCUGAAGCGGUCCGAAGAAAGAAACAGCACCGUUCGUGCCGUUUGAUUUUUGCGCUCUGCUACCUGUCAUGAAGAUUACAAUCGA
Messenger RNA from Seminavis robusta, 2082 nucleotides. The record is from the annotation of a GenBank genome assembly. Lineage: Eukaryota; Bacillariophyta; Bacillariophyceae; Naviculales; Naviculaceae.